Messenger RNA from Vombatus ursinus (common wombat), 2476 nucleotides. It is a transcript of the gene TRIM9, whose product is annotated as tripartite motif containing 9. The transcript has 10 exons. Lineage: Eukaryota; Metazoa; Chordata; Mammalia; Diprotodontia; Vombatidae. The coding region runs from base 165 to 2297 and encodes 710 amino acids. Gene Ontology annotation, molecular function: protein binding; zinc ion binding. The record is from RefSeq and is a predicted model, not a curated record.
CGUUCCGGGGAAAUCAGAAGGCAACUCUACUGCUACGGCUCCUACUGCUGUUGCUGCAGGCCAAGGUGCUGGCCAAGUCCAGCCUGUUAACUAGAGGGGACUUUCAGCUAUAUAGGUCUGAGGCACCAGUCUGUAGCCGCUUGGUUUACCAGCCCAGCCCUCCUAUGGAAGAAAUGGAAGAGGAGUUAAAAUGUCCGGUGUGCGGUUCUUUCUAUCGAGAGCCUAUCAUUCUGCCUUGCUCUCACAAUUUGUGCCAAGCGUGCGCCCGCAACAUCCUAGUUCAGACCCCGGAGUCUGAGUCUCCCCAGAGCCGUCGGGCCUCGGGUUCUGGGGUCUCUGAUUAUGAUUAUCUGGACAUGGAUAAGAUGAGUCUGUACAGCGAAGCGGACAGCGGCUACGGUUCCUAUGCAGGUUUCGCCAGUGCCCCCACCACUCCGUGUCAGAAGUCUCCCAACGGAGUCCGAGUGUUUCCCCCGGCCAUGCCACCCCCUGCGGCCCACUUGUCAGCAUCUCUGGCCCCAGUGCCUCGCAACUCCUGCAUCACUUGUCCACAAUGCCACCGUAGCCUGAUCCUAGAUGACCGGGGAUUGCGCGGCUUUCCUAAAAACCGCGUUCUGGAAGGGGUCAUCGAUCGCUAUCAGCAGAGCAAAGCUGCGGCCCUCAAGUGCCAGCUCUGCGAAAAGGCUCCCAAGGAGGCUACAGUAAUGUGCGAACAGUGCGAUGUUUUCUACUGCGACCCAUGUCGGCUCAGAUGCCACCCGCCUAGGGGACCUCUGGCUAAACACCGACUGGUGCCCCCAGCCCAAGGCCGGGUUAGUCGGAGGUUGAGUCCCCGCAAAAUUUCCACCUGUACAGAUCAUGAGCUGGAAAACCACAGUAUGUAUUGCGUCCAGUGCAAGAUGCCUGUGUGUUACCAGUGCUUGGAAGAGGGCAAACACUCUAGUCAUGAAGUCAAGGCUUUGGGGGCUAUGUGGAAGCUCCACAAGAGUCAGCUCUCCCAGGCUCUGAAUGGAUUAUCAGAUAGAGCCAAAGAAGCAAAAGAAUUUCUGGUGCAAUUGAGAAAUAUGGUUCAACAAAUCCAGGAGAAUAGUGUUGAAUUUGAAGCCUGCCUGGUAGCCCAAUGUGAUGCUCUAAUUGAUGCUCUCAACAGAAGAAAAGCUCAGUUGCUUUCCCGAGUAAACAAGGAACAUGAACACAAGCUAAAGGUUGUACGAGAUCAGAUAUCUCACUGUACAGUGAAAUUGCGACAGACUACUGGUCUCAUGGAGUACUGCCUGGAAGUUAUCAAGGAAAAUGACCCCAGUGGCUUUUUGCAGAUUUCCGAUGCACUCAUUAGAAGAGUGCACAUGACUGAGGAUCAAUGGGGAAAAGGAACUCUUACGCCACGGAUGACAACAGACUUUGAUUUGAAUCUAGACAACACACCUCUUCUGCAGUCCAUCCACCAACUUGACUUUGUACAAAUGAAACCUUCCUCUCCAGUGCCAGCAGCCCCUCUUCUACAGUUGGAAGAUUGUUGCACACACAACAACAGUGCUACAUUGUCAUGGAAACAGCCACCUUUGUCAACAGUGAUGGCAGAAGGAUACAUUCUGGAACUGGAUGAUGGAAAUGGUGGCCAGUUCAGAGAGGUGUAUGUUGGAAAGGAAACAAUGUGCACAGUGGACGGUCUUCACUUCAACAGCACAUACAGUGCUCGAGUCAAGGCCUUUAACAAAACAGGCGUCAGCCAAUACAGCAAGACCUUGGUCCUUCAGACAUCUGAGGUUGCCUGGUUUGCAUUUGACCCUGGCUCUGCGCACUCUGACAUUAUCUUCUCCAAUGACAACCUGACUGUUACCUGCAGUAGCUAUGAUGAUCGGGUUGUGCUAGGAAAGACUGGCUUCUCUAAGGGAGUUCAUUACUGGGAGCUGACAGUUGAUCGUUAUGACAACCAUCCAGAUCCUGCUUUUGGUGUAGCCUGCAUUGAUGUGUUGAAAGAUAUGAUGUUAGGAAAGGAUGACAAGGCUUGGGCAAUGUAUGUGGAUAAUAAUCGGAGCUGGUUCAUGCACAACAACUCACACACCAACAGAACUGAGGGGGGGAUCACAAAGGGAGCCACAGUUGGAGUCCUUCUCGACUUAAAUAGAAAAACCUUAACAUUUUCAAUCAAUGAAGAUCAACAAGGUCCUAUUGCCUUUGAGAAUAUGGAAGGUCUAUUCUUCCCUGCUGUCAGCCUGAACAGGAAUGUACAAGUAACACUUCAUACUGGACUGCCAGUACCUGACUUCUACUCCAGCAGGGCAUCGAUAGCGUAACAAGAGCCCUGCUCAGAAGCCAGGUGCCUUUAUUUAUCCCUAGUUGAAAAUUGCUAAAUUUAUUCAAGAUCAGACCUGAUGACAGUAAGGGGAAAAAAUUGGACAGUUCACAGUUUGUUAAUAUCAGAAAGAAGUUGGAAGAAUAAAGCUGGUCUUCUACAUUCUUUGUAUUCUAUAAC